Bradysia coprophila is the source of this 835-nucleotide messenger RNA. RefSeq lists its product as uncharacterized. The record is from RefSeq and is a predicted model, not a curated record. Lineage: Eukaryota; Metazoa; Arthropoda; Insecta; Diptera; Sciaridae.
CGUGAAAAUUGUCUUGAGAAUUUUGCGCUUAGUCUAUCGAUUGAAUUGGUGGAGAUAGGAUUAUUUUUUUUUGAUAAUUUGAUUUUUGUGUAACUUUUGUUUUUAAAUUGAAAUUGUAUUUCAUUGUUUCUGUGCUACUAACGAACGACUGAGAACAACGAUGGUUUCGGAAUAUGAUUUGACUCCGUAUCGUCCAUGGAACUAUUACUCAAAGCCACGCUAUUAUACGACAUAUGUGCCAACCUGCCUCGUCAGCGACAGAUAUCACAAUGCUUACAGAUUCUACAGACCAAUGAACGUAUCGUCGUCACACGAAAAAGCUAGAGCAUAUCUUCCGUACAUACCAUCUUCGGAUUACCACUACAGUAAUUCCUCAGCAAUCGACACAACGACUCCACUAUCAGCAAUGCUGUCGCCAUUCAAUCCUGAGUCUGUACGAUUCGACUACACGUACGGAACGGAUUUUGCAUCAACUACGCAAGAUAUUCGUGAGUCGGCUAAUAAGUUGUUACAAGAUGUACAAACACCUAGCACCAGAAAGACUCGUGCUGUCAGCUUGGAACCAUAUUAUACUAGUGAUUUAGACUGCAAUGCUACGAGAAGAAUUACUAGCCGAGGAAGAUUGAUCAGUGCCGAACCUCUUACACGACGAAUUACCACUGUACGUUACAAUUGACACUUUUUCGUUUUGUGGCUCGGUUGACUUCCGAAAGGAUUACUGAAACGAAACUCGGAAGACUUAACUGAAUGGUGUUACAAUUGGGUAUCCACUGUAAGAUAUUUUCGUAACUCGUAAAUGAAAGGGAAUAAACAUUAAACAUUUAAUAUUCGCUAG